Molecule: messenger RNA, 4729 nt
Organism: Loxodonta africana (African savanna elephant)
Lineage: Eukaryota; Metazoa; Chordata; Mammalia; Proboscidea; Elephantidae
Gene: MOB1A
Product: MOB kinase activator 1A
Exons: 6
Coding region: 194-844 (216 amino acids)
Biological process (GO): hippo signaling; positive regulation of protein phosphorylation
Cellular component (GO): nucleus; cytoplasm
Molecular function (GO): protein kinase activator activity
Source: RefSeq, a predicted model, not a curated record
GGGAGACGGGUGAGGUGGGCGCAGCGGCUUGCAGCGACUUGCACCGGCUCGACCCCCGGCUCGGAGCAGCGGCCGCCCGGCUUCUGCUGUCCGCGGGCUAAGGAGCGUCGCUUCCUCUCGGUCCCUGCACCGACCCCGAGUUCCGUCUGCGGCGGGGGGCGGCGGCCCCUCCCCUCCCCUCUGAGGACCGAAGAUGAGCUUCCUCUUCAGCAGCCGCUCUUCUAAAACAUUCAAACCAAAGAAGAAUAUCCCAGAAGGGUCUCAUCAGUAUGAACUCUUAAAACAUGCAGAAGCAACCCUAGGAAGUGGGAAUCUGAGACAAGCUGUUAUGUUGCCAGAGGGAGAGGACCUCAAUGAAUGGAUUGCUGUUAACACUGUGGAUUUCUUCAACCAGAUCAACAUGUUAUAUGGAACGAUUACAGAAUUCUGCACUGAAGCAAGCUGUUCAGUCAUGUCUGCAGGUCCACGAUAUGAAUAUCAUUGGGCAGAUGGUACUAAUAUUAAAAAGCCAAUCAAAUGUUCUGCACCAAAAUACAUUGACUAUCUGAUGACUUGGGUUCAGGAUCAGCUUGACGAUGAAACUCUUUUUCCUUCUAAAAUUGGUGUCCCGUUUCCCAAAAACUUCAUGUCUGUGGCAAAGACUAUCCUAAAGCGUUUGUUCAGGGUUUACGCCCAUAUUUAUCAUCAGCACUUUGAUUCUGUGAUGCAGCUGCAAGAGGAGGCCCACCUCAACACCUCUUUUAAGCACUUUAUUUUCUUUGUUCAGGAGUUUAAUCUGAUUGAUAGACGUGAGUUGGCACCUCUUCAGGAGUUAAUUGAGAAGCUUGGAUCAAAAGACAGAUAAAUGUUUCUUCUAGAACACAGCUACCUUCUCACUUCAUCUACUGCUAGACCUGUCUCAUUGCGAUCUCUAAUAGAGUAGUAACACAAACUUUAAGAAAACAGAAUAAAAAGACACCCGUUGUCAAUGUCUACUGAUAAAAUUGUCCCAAAGGUAGGUUGGCCUGGUAGCUUCAGAGGGAGACCCUAAGGGCACAGCCAACUCUGAUGUGCUCUAUGACCACUCCUGUUACUGUCACAGUGUCACACUUGGUUGUGCUUUGUAAUGACUAACCUGUAGUUUAUUAGUUAAUUCUUUUACUGAAGAAAAUGAUUCGUUCUUUUUCAGGUGGCAGCAUAAUGAAUAUUAAGAAUUUCUACCAGUAAUUUAUUAACAAGUUCCCAGAACAAAUUUCCUAACAACACAGUCAGAUCAGUUUUAUUCCGCUUCUGUUUUACAAAUAGAAAAAAAAUUUUUUUUUUACGUUUCCUUAACAUUUAGAACAUUUGUGUCACUUUGGAUAACUUUUUAGUUUCAGAUUUGUAUGCCAGUGUUUUUAUAGGUAAGAGUAUAUAUGUGUGUAUUUUCACAAAAUCUGUGAUUGCAAGUUCAGUUGGUGUGGGAGAAGCCAAAGUUAUUUCUGAAAGGACUUUAUUUUUUAGUCUUUAGUCAUAAACCUAUCUAAAAUUGCUAGGAGUUCGUGUGUGUCGUAAAUAAUUUUGUUUAAGGCUUCUAAGGAUGACGUUAUAGAUUUUUAUUUUGAAAUGACUUAUUAAAAUUAAUGUCUAGCUUUUGGUUAAGAGAAGGAAAACUUCCAAAAAAUUAUGGUAAACUUAGGACUCACAGCCACUAGAUUCAUUGAUGUUGUUUUUCAAAAGCCUUCCAAUUCCAGGUCAGUGAAUGGAAGAAAGUACUAAGAGUACCUGAGUUAUUUCGUUUUGACUUUCCUUUUUUUAGUCUAUAUGUUCUUAUUGUGACUUGAGAGUUAGUUAAGAGUAGUGAAGAAAUGCAUGAACUUUGUCCCAAUAAGGACAGCUUAGGGAAAACCACAAUCAAAACCAUGAAGGUGUACACAUUUUAUAACACAGCAAAAGGUUUUGUGUAUUAUCUUUGUGUGUGUGUUUAAAGGAGACGAAGUGGGAAAAAUAAGUUAAAAAAAAAGUUAAUUCCGUUCAUAUUAAAAGGAUGGAUUGAACCCCCAUAGGGGUUGUAUCCUGUUUUAAUUUUUUUUGUAGCAAAACUUGAGUUUAAUUUCUAUUGGGAUAAAAAGAAUAUUCCCCCCUUAAUGACGAAAAUGCCUUUUUUUUUUUAAUCAUCUGGGUCCUAGGAUUUUGUAAGCCCUAGCUGGUUGUUUAAAAUGUGUUGAGGAACAAGUACUGUAUUUCUACACAAAUAAUGCUGCCUGCCUUCUGUGUUUGCCAGCCACCCCCUCCCCUCCUGAGGUAUUUUCUUAGGCACGCUGUGCUAUUUUUUUAUUUUAAACAGCAUCAUGUGAAGGAGGAUUGGAAUAGCAGCCUUGUGAGGAUUUCUUUGGGGUCAGGGGUAACUGGCUAACAGACAUAGAAGGCACGCAUUAUUUAUAUAAAAAUACGGUAUGUUGGAAGACUUGCCAGGUUGGCACAUCUUUAAAUUGAUAGCGUUCAGCGCUGUGGAGCUGUGAUUUUUGCAGAAUACCCACCAACCUCCUGAUGGCCUUGAUAAAAGUUAAAUUUGAUAGUAAUUUUUUUUGGGGGGGGGGCUAUUUAUUUUUACUGUUUCACUGGACUGUGAAGAAAAGAAUUGUUUAUAACCCCCAUCUUUAGUAACUCCAUUGCAAUAAGUUCUUAACUGUAUACAGAACUUUAAAGGAGAUAAAGCAUUUCAUCUAAUUUAGGCUGGAAGCAUACGUCAUCGUUUGAGUGGGAUAAUCACUUACGAAAAAAGAGAAAGGCCCUGUGUACACAUUCCGCAACAAUUGUUUGAAGCUUAUCCAAAGGCCCCUGUCAGCCAUUCUGUGUAUUUAUGUUGAUUGGUUAGAAAAAAGAAAGCCAGUUUUUAGAUGCCACCUAGAAUGUUACUCUCAACUUUACAUUAAGCUUUGGUGGCUGUAAUUUCCUGUGUCCGUAAGGAAUGAACUUACGUUUCUCAACCCUAGGGUUGCACUUUCAUCAUCAUUUCUAAUAAUUCAAGUAUUCACAAACAGAGGGGUUCUCAUUUUUCCCCAUUUUUCUUCAGUGAUAGAAAUCCUCCCUCUCUUUAAGCCCCAAAAUGAACCAGAGAUGGUCACAUCCUAGAACAGAAAUAAAGGCAACUUACUAAUGGGACAUAAAUCAAAAGUUUGUUGGUAAAUUUGAGAUUCAGAAUCCCACCCCUUCCUUUUUUUUUUUUUUUAUAUAAUUUUUAUUGUGCUUUAAGUGAACCCUUCCUUUUUUUGAAAUAAAAACAUCGUUACCAGGUUCCCAAGCCAAUCUGACUUAACAAGCACUGCACCUGAGUGGUAGUGUUAAUAUUAUUUGUUCACAUUCAAGUUUAGGGAGUCCGGCAGGAGGGGAACUGGAGGAAGGGAAGAGGAUGGCGGUCUUCUGACUUGGCUUAAGGGUCCCCUGGUAAGAACUGGAAGAGAUCAGUUUGUCCUUGGCUCUUUUCACUUUUCAUUUCUCUCCCCAGUGCUCAGGGUCAGCGCUAAGCCAGGGUUCCCUGUCCCACAAUACCGACUUCUCUUCCCCUCCUAAUCCGAAGUCCUGUCCUCUCUAACUGAUCUCUGCUCCUCAUACCUGGUCACUGUCUACCUGGGGUAGAGAGUGUUAAGUUGUACAGUUAAUCCUCUGGUGCUUUCAUUUUCAGGACAGUGACCUGCAGACAUUUGUUUAAAUAUUGAGACUUCCUUUGCCACAGUUUUUGUAUUGACCAGCCACAUGUAUCCUUAAUUCUUCUUCAGAUUGUGAAUAAAGUGAUGUCAUAGGGCUGCCAGCUAACAAAGUAUUUCAUCUUAAACUUGUAGAGCCCUGGCUCACAUGGCUGUUACUCAAGAAAUGCAAGCCUGUAUUCACCAUGACUUUGAUAAUAACAACGUUUUUCUAGUAGUGCAGAGGCAAGAGGAAAAAUCUCAGUGGUGAUUUUAACUUUUGCAAAUAUUGUUGAGGUUUCCUGAUAAUUCCGUUGGCCUUCUCUCUGAGCAGUGAGGUUCUGCUAGAAGUGGAGCUUCUCAAACAUAGCAUCAGUACCUCGUAAGCGUAAACAAAUCAGGCCCAGAGAGUGUAACCCCAGGAAUUUGCUUCUCAGCAGCCCCAGACAUGGUGCUGCUGCUCCCCCCGCCUUAUCAAAGGUGCUGUCUCUUGUCAGCAUGAGUUCCAGGCCUGAAAAAUGCUGGCCCGUACACCAAACACUGAGCACCUUCAACGGGGUCAUGAUUUCUUCCUGACGUUUAGUUCAGUGAGUGGAUUUGAUUUUUACUAGUGCAAAUUUUGGCAAGGUGGGAAAACAGUAGUCAUUUUCAGUCUUCCUGUGUUUUGCAUUAGUUUUUGAUAUUUCAGACUGUAAAGGCUUUGACAGUCACAGGAAUGAUAUUACCUGUGGUAGCAGUAAUUUUAUGGAAGCAACUGUGUUGAAAUUCACUUGGGUUUUCUUUCAUUAUCAAAUUCUAUUUGAAACAAGUACUCUGUAAAUCCGAAUGGAUUACCAGUGUCUUAUAUAGAGACUUGCUAUAGAAUAACAUUCUGUGUUUGAUUGAUAUCAAAAAUAGUUUGCCUAAGUUAAUCUUGGUUACCUUCUAAAAUAUUUUUAAGUAUUCUUUACAUAAAAAUUUAUGUUGUAUUUUUAAACCUUUAGGGGCUUUAUCUAUUUUUCUAAGUCAGUUAACUGUACUUUUAAAGAAAUAUUUUGUAUCUACUUUUGUAACUUCAUCAGAAUAAAGUAUAUUAAAAAAACUGA